This is a messenger RNA of Papilio xuthus (Asian swallowtail), 1145 nucleotides long. RefSeq lists its product as uncharacterized. The record is from RefSeq and is a predicted model, not a curated record. The transcript is spliced from 8 exons. Bases 26 to 1126 code for a protein of 366 amino acids. Lineage: Eukaryota; Metazoa; Arthropoda; Insecta; Lepidoptera; Papilionidae.
UCUAGUGACAUCUUACAUUAUCAACAUGAGGAUAUUCGUGAUUGCCGCCCUUUUCAUUGUCUCUGUGGCCGCUAAAGGCUCAGGACCUUAUUUACCAAGUGGUUGGAGACCAGAAGGUCCCGCUUUCUAUUUGCCAUCUGAAGUAAAGGAACCAAAAGAAAAUCCAUUCAAAGACGUGAUAUUCCAAGAAUCAAUAGCAUCUGGAUCUGAUUCAUUCCAAGAGUACGGUCCACCGAAAGUCGAAGUGGCACCAUUAGAAUUAUCAAAGCAAGGACUACCUGACGAGGUUACCGAACAAGCAUUCUCCGUAAUUGAAGCUAAAUCGCAGGAAAAUGUUGAGGAGAAAGUCGAAAUUGCUGUGACUGAAAUUCAAAAUAUUGUUGGAGAUUCUGAAGCUAAUCUGAGUCAACAAUCAUUCGUACAAGAAGCUAUACCAGUAACGGAAUUAAUCUUUGAAGAAACAACACCUUUAGUUGAAACAGAAAUCAUUGAAGACAUCCAACCAGCUGAAGUAACCACACAAAUUGUAGAAAUAGCCACAGCAGUUGUUGAAAACGAAGAAAUCACACAAAUCGUAGCUGAAACACCUAUCAAUGAAGUACUAGGAAACGAAGCUACAGCAGAAGUAACACAGCAAGAGAAUGAAAAUGCCAACAGCAAUAUCGUAUCCACCUUCCAAGAAAGAGUGCAAGUACAAGAAAUACAGACUGUGAAAGAAGAAGUACAGAAAGUUGAAACUGAAGUUCAAAAUGUAGAAACUGAGGUACAGAAAGUAGAAACGCAAGUCCAGAACUUUGAAACAGAAGUCAAGACUAUCGUACAAGAGGUUCAAAAUAUCCCAGAAUUAUUGAACAGUAUUGACAAUGAACAACAACAACAGGUUGAAACUGUUCAAGACGUAUCUGCUAAAGUUAUUCAAGACACAUUUGGAACCCUUGAGCAAGCUCCUGAAGGCUUCUUGGAAUAUGGACCUCCCGGUUUCAAAGAGUAUGGACCACCAAAAGAGGAAGUUGUUCCAAUUGCUGAGGUAAUUCUGCCCGUGCAACAGACAAUUGAAAGCAAUGCCAACAGAAGACGACGAUUUUCUCCCAAAUUCAGGACUGCAAGGAAAGCGAACAAACAUUAAAACUUGAAACCAACAAAUU